Molecule: messenger RNA, 1104 nt
Organism: Carya illinoinensis
Lineage: Eukaryota; Viridiplantae; Streptophyta; Magnoliopsida; Fagales; Juglandaceae
Product: cyclase-like protein 2
Exons: 7
Coding region: 15-833 (272 amino acids)
Molecular function (GO): arylformamidase activity
Source: RefSeq, a predicted model, not a curated record
AACAAACUAGAACCAUGGCUUUCCUGCCCAUCUUCCUCCUACUCUGCGCCGCCUCCAAAACCAUCCCCACGUUUUCCACCACCGCCUAUCCAUCCGUACCUGGUGUUGAAACCUCCGAUUGCUCACCGUCCAACAAUUAUGACGACCUUAUCCCGGUUCGUCGAGAAAUAUAUGACGGUGGCCGAAUCAUCGAUAUCAGCCAUAGGUACACCCCGGACAUGCCGUAUUGGGGAUCAAGGGAUGGACUGGGCCAGUUCCUCUGGCUCGCGGCUAGCAUGAAGAACGGCUCGCUCGCUAACGCCUCUGUAAUGAAGUUGCCCGCUCACGGCGGCACGCACGUCGACUCCCCCGGCCAUAUGAUUGACCGCUACUUCGACUCCGGCUUCGACGUUGACACGCUUGACUUGGAAGUGCUCAACGGUCCGGCGUUAUUAGUUGAUAUUCCAAGGGACAAGAACAUUACCGCUGAAGUUAUGAAGUUUUUGAAUAUUCCCAGAGGAGUACGGCGUGUCCUUUUCAAAACAUUAAAUACUGACCGGCGGCUUAUGUUUAAAAAGGAGUUCGACACAAGCUUCGUGGGAUUCACAACGGAUGGGACAAAAUGGUUGAUUGAGAACACUGACAUAAAACUUGUUGGAAUUGAUUACUUAUCUACUUCUGCCUAUAAACAUGCACUCCCGUCUCAUCAUCUCUUUCUGGAAAGCAGGGAAAUCAUCCUUUUGGAAGGCCUAAAGCUCGAUGACGUCCCGGCAGGAAUAUACAAUGUCCAUUGCUUACCUCUUAGGUUGCUUGGGGCAGAAGGAUCUCCGACAAGAUGCAUCCUUAUCAAAUAAUAAUCUUGUUGAAACAGCAUUGGCUCCAGGAAGUAUAUAUCGAUCGAGUGGAACAAGAUCAUUGGCUCCAGGAAGUAUAUAUCGAUCGAGUGGAACAAGAUUAGUCUAGAGACAAGUAUACUUGUGCCUCGGUAAUAUUUACAGGAAACAGCAACAUGAUUAUACGUACGUUAAUUAUAAAGUUUCUUUUAAUAUAUAUAUUUUUCUAUAAUAAUAAGUAUAUAUGGCACAGUUAGUUACUGUAAUAAACAGUACAUUCUAAUUUUGUUUC